Messenger RNA from Scedosporium apiospermum, 3654 nucleotides. RefSeq lists its product as uncharacterized. The record is from RefSeq and is a predicted model, not a curated record. The transcript is spliced from 5 exons. Lineage: Eukaryota; Fungi; Ascomycota; Sordariomycetes; Microascales; Microascaceae. Bases 1 to 3654 code for a protein of 1217 amino acids.
AUGUCAGACGAACUAGGUUCGGCUGAGACGGCCGAAAUUGAUUCGCUCUUUGGAAGCGACGGUUUUGCCUUCGACGUGAGCUUUAACGCAGAUCCGUUUGAGGCAUCUACCGGCUCCGACUAUUUCACGAGCUUAUUGAACAGCGGCAACGUCGAAGUAGACACUAAUCCCAGUGGCGUCAUGGCCAAUCCUGGCAACUCCAACCCCGGCCCCGUCCGAAAUUUGAUCGUCGACGGCAGCUCUGGAAGAAGCAGUGCGGAUUCCAACGCUAGUCCCGGUCAGAACUCUAGCUUGGCUCACAGUGGAAACAACAACUUGACUCGUGGUACGUCCUCGAAUAGCCCCCAGGUUGGUACUGGAGGAAGCAACAUGACAAGCCUCACCAUGCCGGGGAACAACCCCACUCAAGACAUCAACAACGCACCGCCCAAUGCCACGGGAUUGCUUGUCUUGCCUGAUGACAGUACCGACAACAUCAACAUCAACGAUGGUAACCAGAUUGGCACGGGCGGUCCCGCUGGCGACUCCACCGAGAGUAAUACUACUUCCGUUUCUCAACUCAAUCCCACGGCUGUACCGUGGGUCCCCACCAACAACAACGCGGCCGUCCCAAACGCAUCGGGAGGUAACCAGGGUGUGCGCUCACAGAGCCUGCCGCAAGCCGAUCAUCGUGGCCAAUCGAAGAGGCCUUGGCAGAUGAAUCAGAAUGAGAACACGAGGAACAUGAAGCAAGCCACUGAACAGAAUCGACCUAUGAGUCAAGUGAGCAGGGCUGGCUCUAUACCUCCCCAUCACCAACAAGAGAGUACAUCGGUGGCCCUGGCUUCGAGCAUGGCUAGAGGAGUGAACCGCGAACCAGCAAUCAUGUCCCAUCUCCCUGGUCAGAUAUCCGGUCAGCAAUACACCCAAGCGUACCAAUCGUUUCCCAGCCUUGGCGCAGCCGCCCCUCAGAAUGGGAUCCUGCAAUCCGUUGUCAAGACGCAGCCAAAGAAGGCCGCUAGUGGCAAAAACAACAAAAAGGGUCAGGGGCAGAAAGGUCGAGGUAAACCGCGAUAUACCGGUCCGACCUUCGCCGUUCCCCCGUCUGUACCAGUCGCCAUCGAUCUUACCGAUACGGUCUUGCAGCCUCUCAACGUCGAGUUGUUCAAAAAGACAGUUGAAGCCCAGAGGAAAAAGUCGAGUGCUCCUACCCAGAAUAUCGCCAAUAGCAAUGGAAGCGCCAUGAACAACGCCAUCCCGGCCUUGAGCCAGUCUUAUCACCAUUAUCCGCUACCCCAGCCGCUGGCCUACCCGAUAGUCCAGAACCAGGCUCCGAUCCCAUUUCCAUUUCCCGUUCAGCCUCAGAUGGAGAAUGUAGCUCCGCAACAAGCUCAGAAGCCUCUCUAUAGUCAGUAUCUGCAUCCGGCUCAGCCUGUGAUUCAGCAUCCGGUCCAGAAUCCAGUUCCGCAGAAGACUCAGCAAAUUGCUCAGCAGAAGGUUAAUCAGCAAGCCCGAGAACACAGGGAGGCCCCAGGCCCUUGGAAAAUGUCACCGGAAAAAAGGAAGGAUUUUCAUUUGUUCAAUGUUGAUUACCAGACACAACUGAGUGAUUCAGUUCGAAAGAACCCCCCCAAGCGACAGACCCGGAAGCCUCCUAUCAACGUUAGUAGUCAAGGUGUCUUCUCGCCGGAGGCCGAGCCAGCCUCUCUUCCCAGUUCCACCCCUGCGCCCCCUUCGACUCCGAAAUCCCAAGUCGGUCCGAAUGUACCUCGUCCACCUCAAGCUAUCGGUGGAAAAGGCGGUGCGACCGGCGUUAUGCGCCAGAUCAUGGCUGAACGAGAUACGAGACUCAUCAAUGCGAGUUUUGCCCAGGGGUUUGAGUUUGGCAUCGAGCGCGGCAUCCAGUUGGUACACGCCAUCAUUCUCAACACUGCGCUGAAAACAGGACUGGAGACCCCUGUUGGCGCUGUCCUGGAGCUGAAAAAGGAGGAUGUAGAGGGUGACGCCCUUCGUAAGAGCCUGAAGCAAAAGUCGAGGACUCUAGUCCAGGCCUGGAUCAACAGUGUUCACUCGCAAAUGGGCGCUCUUUCUGAGACCACUUGGUGUAACAAGGAGAUCAUCCUGCCACAAUUGGCCAAGAUUGUGGCUCACAACCAAGAUCUCUUUGACCAGAAUACCGUUACGCAGCUUAAGGCCGCCUUUUCCGCUGCUGCUGCCGCCAGUAGCGGUGCCAGUGGAGUUGGUGUUAAUACCACACCUUCCCGCAACGACAAGGCACCAAUGGCGAUGGGUGGUGAUGGCAACAGGUCUGUCUCUCGUGGUCCGGACCCCAAUGACAAGGCGCCCAUGACAAUAGGCGGUGAUGGCGGAAGGUCUAUCGCUCGCGUUCCGGAUGCCAAUGACAUCCAAGGUCAGAUGGAGCAAGCCAUGGGUGGUUCCCGCCAGGCUGCCGCGCGGGUGGCGCGCACCGAAACUCCUACCAGGCCUCAGGGCUACUCACAGCCGGAGCAUCAAGCCGGCCCCGACCACGACGCCUUAGUUACAACGCCUGUUCGUCCCAUGGGUAUGAAUGCUGGGGCGCCAAACGGUGGAGCUAGUCAUCGAGGCGUUGACCUUUCCGUUAAUACUGCUAUCGCGCAGAUGCAAUCAAGCAGUCCGCCAACCCCGUUUCAUAUCACCCCCGAUGGACGGGCGCACGUGGACGAGGAAACGCUGAGGUCGCAAGCGGCUGUUCCUGUUGGCACGAAGAGAGUUGCGAGCCAGGCUUCUGAUGUGUCAGAUACUUCGAUUGAGAGCCCCUCGAAGCGCCGCAAGGCUGCGAACGGAGGUGUCGUCGCUAUUCCAAGUGAUACUGCCGAGGGCCGGUCGUUUGACGAAUUGGCAGCUACCCUCAGAGCAGACAUCGCUGGUAGCUCUGCUUCGGCAGCCACCUCUGAAGGCGUGGCGACGUACGCCGAAGCCAUCUCUAGUUCUCCUGAGACUAUCUCGUGUGAGCCUGUGGAAUGGGUCCAGGCGAACAUCAGAACUCAAGCAUACUUUGAGUCGCGCAUGCCAGGAGGCAUUUCGCACUCGACCGCACAUUUUCUGCAUACGCUCACGGAGAUUAACAACAACGAGUACAUUACGGAGCUGGCUAGGUCGUGUGACGACAUCGUCGUGGAUUUGAGCAAGGGAGAGAAGACCCCGGAGGGGGGUGUUGAGAGUGACGGAGGGAUUGCAGCGUCUAAUGGAGCGAAUGACGUCCAAGACACCUUAGCAAAGAGCCGGGAAGCCUCCAAGAAGAAGGAGUUUAUGCGAAUCCGCGCGUAUCACGACAGGAUCUUGGGUAACGACAACCCUUUUGAACGUGAAAUUAUGCAAUGGUACGGCCUCGAUCUCUGGGUCCUCGAGCGAAUCCAGAAGGAAACCGGGUAUUCGGACGCCGAGAUGCGUCGCAAGAACCUCGCUCUGGCCCUGGCCGACCAGGCGAUCGUCAAGGAUUCGCCCAUCGAUGGGCCGGCCAAGCCUUACGCUCUCGCGCGUGCCACCAUGACCUGGUAUAACAUGAACAAGCGUCUCCCGGCGACUCUGCUUUUGAAGACGCAGGAUAGCCCGGGGUUCAUGGCCUGGAUAAAUACGAUGAACGAUCCUGAGUGUGUUCAUACUGCGGUGAGGGAGCACUUUAAGACAUUUUAG